Molecule: messenger RNA, 1029 nt
Organism: Saccostrea cuccullata (small rock oyster)
Lineage: Eukaryota; Metazoa; Mollusca; Bivalvia; Ostreida; Ostreidae
Product: Fanconi anemia group D2 protein-like
Exons: 10
Biological process (GO): mitotic intra-S DNA damage checkpoint signaling; homologous chromosome pairing at meiosis; double-strand break repair involved in meiotic recombination
Cellular component (GO): nucleus; condensed chromosome
Molecular function (GO): DNA polymerase binding
Source: RefSeq, a predicted model, not a curated record
CUGGUACGAAAAUCCACUGCUGAAUCCUCCCGUGACUACUAAUGGAGACGGGAAAAAGAAGGGCAGAAAACCAGCUAAGAAAAAGAAAGGUGACAAAGAAAAUAUACGAGAUGAAGAAAGCGAUGAGAACAGCAAAGAUUCAUCACAGCUGGACACACAGAAUGAAACCUUGAUUCCUGAAAAAUCUGAGACAAAUGAGAAACCAAAUGUGGACAUGGCAAACUAUAGACCAUUUUUCAGGGAGCUAGACAUCAGCGUUUUUACUAUCCUUCAUACUGGACUGAUCACCAAGUCAUCCCUAGAUACAGAACUCAACACAAAGGGCACAACAGAGCUCAGUAUACAGCCCCCACAGCUGGAGUUCCUGUUGGAAGACUUCACCAGGAAACUCUCCCACUCUCUUAUUUCUUCAACCUCAAAACGCAAAUCUUUUCUCAAGACAAAGGCAGAUAAGAAUGUGGGAUUCUCUCACCUUGACCAGUGCACUCCAAAGUUCAUAGCAAAGAAAGUUAUAAAGCUGCUGCCAGCAUUAUGUGAACAUUUGGAGAGUUCAAGUGGAUUUUUCCAGACUCUGAUAGUGCAGAACGACGGUUUGAUUGAUGGGCCGGGCAGCAACACCCCCGAGGCUCACACUGUAGGUUCCUGUUUCUGUCUACUUCUCCAAGCUCUCCAGACCUUAUUUGCCUGGAAUGGCUUUUUGAUGGUAGAAAAUAAGUCCCUAUUGAAGGAAGGGCUUACCACAUUAGUGUCCCGGAUAAAAACUGUGGGGUCAACUCAGCUCAGCUUCAAGGAUGUUCUAAAGUCAUCAUUUCAGUACAUAGAAAACUUUGCAGGCACAGUUCCUAAACUUAGCACAGCUGUCAUGUUGAUUAAACUAAUGUUAACUUUAGCCGAGAAGUCUGACUCAAUGGAAAUGUGUAGAAAAACAGCAACUGUGGCGCAAACCUUUCUAAAGAGAGAGUGGCUAGAUGCCGAGGGACAACGGGAGAAAGGGGCAAAACAUAACGAGAAUCUGCACUACCUUCUCAG